This is a messenger RNA of Ylistrum balloti, 2707 nucleotides long. Its product is annotated as protein O-mannosyl-transferase TMTC1-like. The coding region runs from base 1 to 2622 and encodes 873 amino acids. The record is from RefSeq and is a predicted model, not a curated record. NCBI's taxonomy places the organism in Eukaryota, Metazoa, Mollusca, Bivalvia, Pectinida, Pectinidae. Gene Ontology annotation, biological process: protein O-linked glycosylation via mannose. Gene Ontology annotation, molecular function: protein binding; mannosyltransferase activity. The transcript has 18 exons.
AUGGAGUUAAACAAUAAUAUCAGUAAGCCGACAAAACGCUGUGAAAAUAAUUGGAAAGUGAGAUUUAAAUAUUCUAACAUAGCAGUUGUCAUCGGCAUUCCUGUUGCAGCAGCCAUCGUGUGCUACAUCAAUUCUUUGGAGGGUGACUUUGUUCAUGAUGAUAUGUUUGCUAUAAAAUCGAAUCGGGAUGCUAGAGGUGAAUCUUCCUUUUCUGAGAUAUUUUAUAAUGACUUCUGGGGAAAACCUAUGAGUGAUAAAACCAGCCACAAAUCCUACAGACCUAUAACAGUAUUAACAUUCAGGUGGAAUUACUACGCCAGUGAUGGUGAUCCUUACAUCUUCCAUAUGACAAACAUUUUUCUCCAUUCCAUUAUGACGGGACUUCUUGUCUAUACGUGUUUGGAUAUUUUUCUUCUCCACCCUCGAGUUUGUCUAAUGGCGGGGAUCCUGUUCGCAGUUCAUCCCAUACAUACUGAGGCAGUAUCAGGAAUUGUUGGAAGAGCAGAUAUCUUGGCUGGGGUUUUCUUUUUGAUAUCAUUGAUUUUAUAUAUCAAGAGUCUAGACAUAAGAUGGCAGAAGAGUAGUGUCCUGGUCCCAAAAGUACACAGUAAAAGUUUCCUGUGUGGAAGUCUGGUGUCUGCAGGAGUGGCUAUGCUGUGUAAAGAACAAGGCAUUACAGUCUUGGGGAUGGUUGCUCUCUAUGAUAUUCUAGUCUGCUCCAGGCCAGGACUGAUGAGGAUUUUAGAAGAAAGGAAGUUAUAUGAUGGAUGUGUACCGCUUGUAAAAAGGAUGGGAAUUUUAUGUUCAGUGGGAAUAUGUCUCCUUAUGUUCCGUGUAUGGAUAAUGGAUGGACAGAUGCCAUUAUUCCAGCACCAGGACAAUCCAGCCUCAUUUUCACCACAACUCUUAACAAGGUGUCUGACAUAUUCUUACCUGUGGAUGUACAAUGGUCUUCUCCUCCUGUUUCCCUCCACACUUUGCUAUGAUUGGCAAGUUGGUAGCAUCCCAUUGGUUGAGAGCAUCUUUGACACCCGUAACCUUGCAACCAUCUUAUUCUUUGUUAUGGUUGCUACACUGAUCUGGCACUGGUGGAAGAAUUUUGAUUCUUUGUCUACCGGUGGAGGAGAUGUCCUCUUGACCAGCCUUCUGCUACUGGUGCUGCCCUUCUUGCCUGCCUCUAACCUACUGUUCAGGGUCGGAUUCGUACUGGCUGAAAGGGUCCUGUAUAUUCCCAGUUCUGGCUAUUGUAUCCUGAUAUCACAGGGUGUUCACCAGCUGCUAGAGAGAUUUCCAACCAGGAGAUUCCACCUACUUACCAGCUCUGUUCUUGUACUUCUCAUACUCAUGGCAAAAACCUGGAACCAGAACUACACCUGGAUCUCGAGGGAGUCUCUCUUCAGAUCAGGGGUGAAGGUUUUGCCACACAAUGCCAAAGUUCAUUAUAAUUUUGCUAAUUACCUCAAAGACAAAGGGUCGCUGGCUGCUGCAACAUAUCACUAUAAGAUUGCAGUUGAGUUGUACCCAGACAACCCUAGUGCCCACAACAAUCUAGGGACACUGCUGGCCAACAAAACACAAGCUGAGUACCACUACAGACAAGCACUAGCUCUGGCUGAGGAUCACAAAGGGGCUUAUGUCAACCUAGGCACACUGUUAUUCAACAGAGGGGAACGAGAGCUUGGUAUAAGCCUUCUGCAAAGAGCUCUUGAGCUUGAUUCUAGAUAUGAGGAAGCUUCUGUAGCACUAGCUGGAAUGAUGAUGGAAACCCAGAACUGGAUGGAGGCUGACAGACUGUUCCAAUCAGCAUUGACCAAUAACCCAGUGUCUGCUCAAGCCUACCAUAACUAUGGCACUUUUCUGUAUCGUAGAGGAGAGGAGACAAGGGCCUUAGAGUUUUAUCAACGAGCCGUGGAUGUGGACCCAACCCACACAGUAUCAAUUAUUGAUGCUGCCCGAUGUCUGAAGAACCAGGGCAAACUUGUCCAGGCAGAGACCCAUCUCAUAGAGGCCCUCAAACUGAAGAAAGAGGAUUCUACUGUGGACAUGCUAGGGGUGAUUUACUUUGAGAUGGGACGUAGCAGAGAGGCAAUACAUCUGUACGAGGGCAUUUUGAAGGACAGUCCAAACAAUACUGAUAUCCUCUUUCAUUAUUCACAGGUGCUAGCGAAGAAUUUGGAGUUUGGGAAAUCUGAGGCUGCUCUAAACCAAGCUAUACGCCUGUCUCCCAACAGUAUAGAGAUUCUUACACAGAUGUCAAAGAUCCUUGGACAGCAGGCGAGGCACAAGGAAGCGUUACCCUAUCUAGACCAUGCAGUCACCGUAGCCCAGAGGACCAAUGAUAGACAAGCCCUGGUAGACCUCUUCAAGCAACAUGGUGAUCACAACAAAGACCUACAGCAAUACUCUGCUGCUAUUAAGAGUUUCAGUGAAGCCUUGAGACUAGGAGGAGACACUCCAGGAGUCCACCUCAACUUAGGAGCCUUAUAUCACAUACUGGGAAACCAUACAGAAGCCAAGCAUCACUAUUUACGUGUUCUUUCAAUGGAUCCAAGCCACAAUUUAGCUAAAGAAAAUCUCCUUAAGUUGGAACGCCUCCAAAGCCAGGAAAGAUCACGAUUGUGAGGGGAGAUAAUCCAUGUUCAAAAUUCAGAUUAUGGAAAAAUAAGACUGUGAUGAUAGAAAAAAAAUAAGAUAUUGUAGAAAGUAA